AUGGAGCCGAAGCGUUUUGACAUCGACGAGGAAGAACUCGGUUGCAAGAUCCGCAACGUGAAGCUGAGCGAAAAGUGCCGCUUGAAGGAUGAAGAGAAACCCGUCAAGGAUGAUGAGUCCCGUGCCGCCCAAGCCAAAUUGGAUUUCGAGGUCGAGCGGGAAUGGAAGCAACUUCAAGAUGCUGGAGUUGGCAAGAUUGAGAUUUCCAACAGUUCCUGGGCAAAGAAGGUCUGCAAGGGCCUUACCAUUAACCACAUGAACAUGCGUUGUGCCGACACGGGUCGGCUGAUGUGGCAGUCAGAUGAAUGGGGCCAGGAUAUCUUCCGCGUCGAACAAAAAGCUCGUCUUCCGGUGGAGAUUUUGAAGUGCCCUGCUGUGUCUCGCGAGAUCAACUUCAGCUCAGCUGAAGAGAUUACCAAGUUUCGACUGGAACAGCGUGUCUUCUUAGCAGGAAGCUGCAUUGAAGAAUGGAUUUUCAACUUCGGUUAUGUGAUCCCGGGCUCAACUAAUACGUGGCAACAAACCAUUGAAUCAGCCGGCCCGGAAAAUAUGCUUGAUCCGGAGGUGAUGAGCGGCAAGCUCACGAUUGAAACGGCAUUCUACGACGGCCAACUGCCGAUUGCCAAGACUGUCUACAGAAUAUAUUACGUCUGAUCGCGCUGGCGCCAACCAAGACAAUGCGCGCACAGUGAAGCACCACAACGCCCCCAGAUGAGCAAAUAGCUAAAGGCAAAUGCAUGUACCGCAGACAACACCGUUCUUUCAUGUCGAAA
Phytophthora nicotianae INRA-310 is the source of this 773-nucleotide messenger RNA. RefSeq lists its product as hypothetical. The record is from RefSeq and is a predicted model, not a curated record. NCBI's taxonomy places the organism in Eukaryota, Oomycota, Peronosporomycetes, Peronosporales, Peronosporaceae. The transcript has 6 exons. Bases 1 to 654 code for a protein of 217 amino acids. Gene Ontology annotation, cellular component: cytoplasm.